Messenger RNA from Aphis gossypii (cotton aphid), 471 nucleotides. RefSeq lists its product as uncharacterized. NCBI's taxonomy places the organism in Eukaryota, Metazoa, Arthropoda, Insecta, Hemiptera, Aphididae. The record is from RefSeq and is a predicted model, not a curated record. The coding region runs from base 1 to 471 and encodes 156 amino acids. The transcript has a single exon.
AUGUCCAAUAUCAGCGGACCCACCCUGAUGAAAAGGAGGCUUCUAGCAUCGGUGGUAGAGAUCCAACUCCUGUAUGCUGCCCCCAUCUGGUCCCCCACAAUGAACUUCACGGCUAGGACUAGGGUGAAUCUCAGGAGGCCUCAGAGGGCAGCUGCCCUAAGGACCAUUAGGGCUUACAGGACGGUGUCUGAUGAUGCCGCCUUCCUCCUGGCUGGAAUGCCACCAGUCGAUCUUAUUGCGGCAGAGAGGGUCAGGGUGAAGGCCAAAGCGGAGCUACCAUCUCUCCCUGGUGAAAAACCUCCCACUGAGAACUCCAUAAAAAGGAUUGAGAGGAAGACCACCAUCACUGAAUGGAAAAGCAGAUGGUUUUAUUCCAGGAAGGCGCCGUGGACUCAUCGGCUCAUACCGGACCUUGCAAGGUGGAUCAACCGGACGGUUCCCAAGGUGCCCUGGUCAUACCAAAUAUAUUAA